This is a messenger RNA of Paramecium sonneborni, 3637 nucleotides long. NCBI's taxonomy places the organism in Eukaryota, Ciliophora, Oligohymenophorea, Peniculida, Parameciidae. The record is from the annotation of a GenBank genome assembly.
AUGUACUCAACACAAUAGAUGUCUAAAUUUUGUAACACCUAUUCUACCAAUUACAAUACGAAUACUAGACGAUAUGUUUCAAGUGCCAAAACCUCUCCAGUGACUGGACCACUCUAAAAAUUAAUUGAAACUGACAAUGAGACAUUUUCAAAAAGAGACAAGAAUUAAUAAGUACUUAUUCAAUUAAAUUUAUGAGCAUCUCUUAUAAGAAAUUCUCAACACAAAUAACACAACAAAAAUCUAGAAAUUAAUCUCUACAUUUAUUCAAAAUGAUCUUACUACUGAUAAUCUAUCCCAAUAAGAACUACUUAAUCUCAUUCUUAAAGUAUAUUAGCUCAACCUCUAUGAAGAAAUCAAUUUCAUUAAUAUACUUUAUGAAGCAUAUAUUGAAAAACAACACAAAGAAAUUCUAAAAUAUAUCAUAUUGCAUUGUCAUGAAUAACUAAUUGGUAAAUCUGGUAAUGCAACACGAUUAUUAGAAAUAUUUUAAGAAAUGCUCACUCUAACUCCUGAUUUUACUUCAUUUCAAUUAGAAUAUCAAUUAGAAUCUAUUCCAGUUUCAUUUAAUCGUAUUCAACUACGUUGUAUGUUUCUACUUAAUCAAUAUGAUAUUUUGCGUUCUUUAAAAGGAGCUGUCGUAUUGUUUGAACAAUUGGAAGGCUUUGUGUUUUAGUAAUUUAAAUCUAAUUUAAUACCAACUUAAAGUGAUAUCAGUACAUUAGUUAUUGCAUACAUAUUAUUGAGUGAAUAAUUAGAAUUAUCUAAUCGUCUUGGUUUAAGUAAGUAGGCUCUAGAAAUCAUUGGAAAAUCUAAUGAUUCAUCAAUUACUGAUCUAAAAAGAAAGUUUAUCUAUAAUGCAUCUAAAUUAUCACAAAAGUAUUUAGGUCAAAUUAUUUUUGAAUAAAUAAAUGGUUUGCAUAGAAAAAUGAGUCCUGAUUUAAAUAGAUCUUAAAUGGUUUCAUAGGAAACACUUAUACAUUAAUUUUUAUUAGAUUCUCUUGAUAUGCAAUACCUCAAAAAUAAUAAAGAUAUGUUUGAUAUUGAUCGCUUAUCUACUAAUAUAAUAACAUAGCCUUACAUUUACACACUUAUGGAAAAGUAAAAAGUUCUUUUAUAUUAGAAUUUUACCUGAGAAUAAAAAAAAAGAUAAAGUUUUAUCAAUAUUUAGUGAUGAUCCCAUAAGACCAAGUUCAGGAAAACAAUUUUAAAUUAAAUAAAUUAAAAAUGAACUUAAUAGUCCAAAUUAAAGUAAGUUUAAAUAAUAAAAUUUUAAUGUUCUUUCCAAUAAUAAUUCUUAAACCUAAAUACCUACUACAAGUACAGUUAUUAAACCUGUUACAAAUAGACCACCUUUAAAUUAAUAAUUAUCAUCUGGAUCAUUGCAUUCAUCUGGUAAACUUAAUUAAUUUGAUUCUUAAGAAUUUGAAAUUAUUUAAAAUAAAUUAGUAAUUUAAUAAAGAGAAUUAGAUGAAUUAAAAUAAUUAUAUGCUUAAUCAUAAUCAACAAAAAAGUAAGAACCUGAAAACAAUUAACUAGCAGAAUAAUUAAAGAAAAAAAUAGAUUUAUUAGAGAAUAACUUAUGUUAAAUUAAAAAUGAAAAUUCAAACAAUAAAAAAGAAAAAGAAUAAAAAUAAACUGAAGUUAUUGAAUUAAAAGUAUAAUUAUAAGAUUUAAUUACUAAAUAAUCAUAAUUAGAGAAAUUAUUGCAAUCUUAAUCUUAAUAAUAAUAAAUGAUAAUAUAUUAAUAAAACCUUUUAUAACAAUAAGCUGCUUAAACUACAUAGACUUUGAAUUAAUAUUAAUCAAAGCCAAUAGCCUAAACAGCACCAAUUAAUAUUCAAAUACCAGCUAAAGAAGUUUAAAAAUAAUAAAUUCUAAAUCAUUCUAGGGAUGAAGAUUUUAUCUAAAUGGAUGAAACAACUCCUUAAGCUUAUAAAUAGAACUAAAAUUAUAUUAUACAGUUAUUUGAAAUGCUUGAUAUAAAUUUGACCUUUUCUAAAAUGUAUACUAAAUAUUAAUCAAAAUCUCAGGAUGAAAAGAAUUAAUGGAAUAGUGAUAUUUAAAAUAUUGCAAAUUAUAAAGUAGAAGCUUCAGUCGUUGAAAAUAAGGAUGAAGGUAAAUCCAUUCUUUUAAGAGCAUUUGAUGAUAAAAAUUCAUUAAUGUGUUAAGAAAAUAUAAAUUUAGAAUUACUAAAAGGUUUAAUAAAUUAUGUAGAUUUUUACGAGAUGUUACCAACUAAUCAACCUAAUAUAAGUACAACUCAUUAAUUCUUUAAAUUUUUGGUUUUACCAUACACUGCAGUGGUUCCAGAUGAAAUAACACAAGACAUGAAAUUAUAAUUCUGGCCUAAACCUUAUGGAUUAUUGAAUGGAUUGACUCUAAGAAUAGAUUUUAUGGAUGCUAAUUGUUUAAUAUAUAUUCAUCAUAUUGAAACAGAUUAAUUUAGAAUAUCUAUUUGUGAUCCAAUAAGUAAGGAUACUUUACGAUUGGAUUUAGAAAUGGAUUAUUCUACAAUGGAUUCAUUCUUUAAAGAUGCUAAAACAAUUAAAGAUUAAUAUUCAUUUUUUAGUAAAACUACAUUACUUAAGAUGACAGAAAAGACUCCUAAAUUUGGUGAUGAUGAUGUGGCUGAAGCAUUAUAGGAAAGAAAUUUUGAUAAAAAUAAAAUUAAAUAGGUAAAUUAAUCAUUAUCAAUAAAUUAAACAUUUAUGACAGAAAAUUUAAUACUUAAAAAUUCUAUUGAAUUUCUUAAAUAUUUAAAGAAUAUUGUGAUAUCUUUUGAAUAAUUUAUUAAAUCUUUAGGAAUAUCAUUCUCGAAUACUUAAUUUGGAUAAAAAUAUUUUAGAUGUAAGAGUUGGAAUACAGGGACCAAAAAUUAAUUAUAAUUAGUAAUUGAUAAUUAAGAUCAAUAAAUGGUUUAAGUAUGUUUACAUAAUUGUUUUGAAACAUUUGGGCCAAACAAAACUAAAAUUAAAGCUAAAGGAUAAACAACACUUCUUUAUUCAUCAAUUUAAAGAGAAUUCUCUGUUAAAUAUGAUAGAUUAACAACAGAAGAAAAGAUUGUAAUAUUUUAAUAGCUUUUAUAUUCAUUUAAUCUUAAUAUAUUUGAAAAAGCAUGUGAGUAAAGUUAAGAAUAAUUUGAUAAAAACCCUAUUAUUUAAAACUCUUAUGAUUGUGGUUCUUAUAAGAGGUAUUUGUUAUUUUAUUAAAUUGAUAGAAUGAUUUUAUAUGAUAAUUCUAAAAUUUCAGUUGUUACAAUUUCAGUUAUAGGAGCAAAUAGAAGAAUGUGUGGUGUUAAAUUUUCAGUUUUUGAUGUUGAUACAACAUAAGAAAUUGGAGUUUAUUUACCAACAUCAUAAGGUGAAUGGGACUUGAGAUCCUUAGAUAAAUAAAAAAUUAAAUCAUCUGUUGAAAAUGUUCCUUUUGCAGAGUUUUUCCUUACCUAAAUUAUUAAAUGUCCUAUUACUACCUAAGUAAUACUUAUUUAUAAUACUAGAUUCUAUUUAAGAAAAUAUUAAAGGCAGAUACUAAAAAUAAUUAAAUCAAUAGUAACGAAAUAAAUAAUCGAAAGGCAUUUAUUGAAAGAAUAGAUAAUCUAAUAACAUGUUAAGAAGUAUUGGCUGCUUCUUUAAAUUGA